This is a messenger RNA of Neurospora crassa OR74A, 4021 nucleotides long. RefSeq lists its product as hypothetical. The record is from RefSeq and is a predicted model, not a curated record. The transcript has 3 exons. Bases 742 to 3492 code for a protein of 916 amino acids. NCBI's taxonomy places the organism in Eukaryota, Fungi, Ascomycota, Sordariomycetes, Sordariales, Sordariaceae.
CUCACUGUCUCCUCACGUUCCAUCACCACUAUUUCUACUACCUACCUCUUUGCAGGAUACCCUGCUCCGUCCUCGUAGGGCGUUGGAAACCCGGACACGGCGAUCUUGACGUUACCUCGCGGAGGGCGCCACUCCUCAUUCCCGCUUCGUUCCAACAAGAGUAGAGUAUUGGCUGCGGUUGGUUGCCGUACUGCUUCUGCUGCUGUCACCUGUGUGCGUGGAAUCGGACGCUUGAGUUGUGGUUUUACAUGCGUCUUUUGUGCCGUGGGCUUCUAUCAUCCCCCUACCUGUACGUACGCAGUGCAUCUGCGUCCCUGUGAGGCCAGCACUGUCCCUCACGCCCACCCGGAGGGGAUCUCUCAAACAAUUCAGGCUAUCUGACGACCGGUACAAGUGAAAGCGCUCUGGGAAUAACAGGACCAGUUCAGUUUGUUGUCACCGGUGCUUCUUUCAGACCAAGCGUGGUUCCAUUCAUCCCAGCUUGCCCGCUUAAGUCCAAGGCCUGUCAGCACCCGUCUGGGGUUAUCUGCUGCUAUCAGAUCUAUUACUGGAACCCAGCAGCGCAGCAGCAGAGAGGAGGAAGACACUGCCUCUGUCACCACCACCAUCACCACCACCGCCACCACCCCCCGCGCAUCCGGCAGCCCACGUUUUCUGUCCUGGUAACGGGGUCCGGCUCUUUGAUCGUCGCCAGCACAACACCGCCCUCUCUUUUUUCCUUUCAUCUCGACUCUCCCGAUAAUGCCGUUCUAUCGGUCUUCUAAGCACAACCGAUCUCAACACAACCUGUUGGGGUCAUCGAUUGCUGAAGACCCUUCGCAGGCAACAUCCUCCGUUCAAUCAGGCGCGAGCCUGGGCCCGGGCGCUGCAAACCCCUCUUCAGCCUUGCCAAACUCGGCCUUCAGCUCUGGUUCCAACGAAUCUUUUCAGAUUGAUAACGGCGCCGGAGGACUGAACCUCGUACAGGCCUCACAGUCGCAGCCGUCGCGCUUGGUGAAUAUUUACAACAAUCCCGCCAGCGGCCCCUCUCAUCCCGCUGAUUCUGUUCCACAAUUGCAACAUUCUAACACGGUAACUGGUGUUGUUGAGUCUCGCCAGAGAGACCACGACUUCGCAGAUCAAGUGGCCCGGUCGCACUCCCAUCACUUUCCCCAAAUUUCACCAACCCAGGCCCAACAGCAGCAGCAGCAGCAGCAGCAACAACAGCAACAGCAACCCUCUCCGGCCACGCCUCAACAGCACCACCAUCUUCAAAUUCAACAGCAGCCGCAGUCAAGUCUCGGAUCAAACUCAGUUGAUAAUCUACCAGACACAGCUUCCAUUCAUAAUUCCCCACUAUCCGGCCAGGGACAAGGCCAAGCUUUUGUUGCAAACCAGCAGCCGCCCCCACCCCCGCCCAAGACAAAGCAGUCCACGCGCAGACUGAUCAAAAACAUAUUGAGUGGCUCGUCCUCGCAUCGUAACCAAGAUUCUCAAUCUGGACAAAGUUCGUGGAGCGAUCCUUCAGGUAUUGUUCGCAGAUCGUCAAGGCGUAUAAGCCAGCCGCCUCCUCCUCCCGCCAUCCGCACAGGUGUAUCUCAGGUUUCGCUUGGCCAUCCUCCCGACUGGCAAGCCCAAUAUCCUUCAUCGCAGCCUUCGCCUCUCCAAACGGCAGAGUAUCGAGACUCGUAUCUUGUUGCGGGACAAGAAAGAGACUUGCAUCUCCAGAACCCGCAAGACCAGUACAACCCCACUAUUCGACCGGUCCCUCCUGAGAAAGACGUCUCGCCUUAUUCAGUGGGGGAAAGCGGGUACCAUCAACAGCAAGCCCAUUCGCAACUGCAGGUUAAGAUCCCUCCAGAUCUCCAGCAACAACAGUUCAACCAGGCUGAGUUCGAGGCCGCACUGCAACAACAGCACCAGCAACAGCAGCAGCAGGUGACCCCCCAGGACCCAUACCAGACCUCGUCGCAAGUGCAAUACCAGGCGAGCACACAUUCUGCAAUCUCGGGCCACCUUGGCAAUCCCCAGCACCAGAAUCCUGAGACGGUAUCGCAGCUUUCGCGCGAAUCGCCAACCAUCGAUUCGGACCAGCGCUCAGCGACAAACGUUCAAUCGUCUCUACAGGCUUCCGACGAGAGCAGUUACACGCCCCAAUCCCAGGAUAUUCCCCUGCGUCAGAAUCCACUCCCCGCGCAGGCUGCAGCCCAAUCCCAAGGCAAGACCCCGCAACAGCAAGUCAUGGCCCCACAACCCGGCGGACGCCGGUCCCAGGAUACCACCGAUAAGGCGACCGGGAUUCGCGAGGUACAACCACCCCCCGGCCCCCCUCCAAGCUAUCGCCAAAGUCAACAACAGCCCAGCAUGAACAACUUGUCUCAACCCUCCAACGCAGGCGGUCAAAGCUCUAGCAGCCAUCGCCAGGGAGACAGACAAGGUUUUGAUGGAUCGGGAGAAGUCCAAGGGCGUAACAGCCCCCAGCCGGCGUCUGAACGUGCUGCGGAGGACCAAGAGAAGACAUUGAAAGAGCUGCUGACGAAGUACAAGAACGUCAAGAGACUGUACUUUGACGGCAAGAAAGAAAUCGAACAGCUGGGCAACCAAGUUGAGCAGCUCCAAAAUGCAAUCGCCAACCAGCGCAUAUCGCAAAGCCGAACAUCGUUAGACGACAGCGAGUACACGACGCGGUUUAAUCGCUUGCAGGGUGCCAUCACAAACCUUGCCUUCAAUAUCAGGAAGGAAUGGAAAUCAUUACCAAAGUGGUUGGACCCAUACGUGACCACCAAUGCGCUGAAGACGGGCAAACAAGAAAUGACCGCCGUCGGCCGCGCAGUCAUAACUCGUUGGGUGGUAGAUGAGAUCUUCAAUCGCUGCUUUCACCCUGGCCUGGAAGCUGAGCUAAGCAAACAGCUUAGGACGAUUGAGCAAAACAUCAGACACUUUAGUUACACGUUGAACAGCCAGGAAGAAUACGAUGCGCUGACCAGCAAGGUUGUCAGCUGGAGAAUGACCACACUGGAAGGACUUCAGGACGUUCUCAGGAGCGCCGAGGCUGACGAUCAUAAGACUAAUUUCACCCGGCGCGCCACUAGCAAUCUGACCGCUCACCUUUUCCAACACCUUACGGAACCUGCGCCCGUUGGAGUCGACGGAAGUGUAGGCAUGAUUGUGGAGUUGGCGGUAGGGAUUGCCAGCAACCUGCCCCUUGAGAGCCGCGAUGUUGCCAUCAUCUAUCCGUUGCCAGAGCAGUCAGUUCAGACCAACCUCAUGGAAGUCGAAAAGACGCCAUUACCACCCCUGGAGUCGCGCCCGUCUGAUGCCAGCGAGGAAGGGACCGCAGGUGACGGAGCCAAGGAGUCCUCCAAGGAGCGCCGCGGCGACAAGGCCAGAUCCGCACAAUCUGGGGCGGCUUCACAAUCCAAGGAUGCUGGAAGGGUUCGCUUUGCCGGGUCUUUUGGUGUGGAAGUUAGGGGUCGCCAUGUUCUGAUUAAAGCGCCAGUCUGGACUAUUUGAGGCCUUGACGGGUCGAUGAUUUCCGCGCUUUUCUCCUUCCUUUAAAUCUUCUAUCUACUCGUAAUUGGCCAUAAGUAGGGAUGCAUAUAGGGCACUAUGUGUGCACGGAGAGAGAGAGACAAGUUGUUGAGAACCCGUUCUCCUGAAUGUUUCUCAAGCUGUGAAAAUGGAACAGGGAUGACUUGAGCAGACGAAUGAGUGAACUCGGUUUGAAAUGGCAGUCAUAGCCCCGUUGCGGGCAAUGGCAUGCAGAUGCAAAUGAAAAUCGGGAAUGGAUUUAUGUGACCUGCUUGUGAUGCUAGACUUCACAUUUUGGGGAUUUGUCUGAUGUAACAUGGGGUUGCUGGGGGGGUUCGCAUUUCUUCAAGGGCAAUGAACCACCGCAUAGUCAAUUCUCUUCUAAUUGUCUUGUGAGCUCCCUGGGAUGGGACAUCCCGAUCUACAGUACAUAUUAUACUUGUGUGUGUCUGAGGGAUUCAUGUCGAAGUACAUAGUACCUAACACUUUAUCGAUGCAUAACUUAUACAGC